Molecule: messenger RNA, 1350 nt
Organism: Aspergillus bombycis
Lineage: Eukaryota; Fungi; Ascomycota; Eurotiomycetes; Eurotiales; Aspergillaceae
Product: putative amino acid transporter (Mtr)
Exons: 5
Coding region: 1-1350 (449 amino acids)
Biological process (GO): amino acid transmembrane transport
Cellular component (GO): vacuolar membrane
Molecular function (GO): amino acid transmembrane transporter activity
Source: RefSeq, a predicted model, not a curated record
AUGGAUCGACUAUCUGAACGAAGUAUGCCUAAUGACACCAUUGACGACAUGCCGAAUUACCCCCCGAAGACGGAGGAAGUAUGGGAGGAGGUGACCCAUGACGCCGUCUUUGGAGAAAUCUCUGAGGAGGGUCCCAAUUAUCGUAAUGUGGGCUUUUUCGGCACGGUCAUUCUCAUGAUGAAAACCCAGAUUGGCUUGGGUGUUUUGUCUAUACCGACUGCUUUUGAUACCCUAGGCAUGGUUCCCGGUGUGGUUGUUUUAUGUGCCAUUGCUGCUAUCACCACAUGGUCUGCCUACGUGGUUGGCACGUUCAAGCUUCGCCAUCGGGAGAUAUAUGGAAUUGACGAUGCUGGAGCUUUAAUGCUUGGUUCCACUGGGCGUGUCAUUCUUGCCACCGCAUUUUGUCUCUUCUCAACCCAUGCCCUCUGCACGGCUGUGUUUGUGGUGAUUGCGGCCAUUGCAGGCUUCUUGUUUAGUAGUAUUCGGACCCUGGGCAAGAUCACUUGGCUCGCGUGGAUCGGAUUGCCGUGCAUUCUUACUGCAAUUUUAAUUGUGACCGUCGCGGUUGGUGUCCAAGAUCGCCCUGCGGCCGCACCGCCAGGUGUCUGGGUUUCCGACUUUAAAGUCGUUAACAAUCCGAGCUUUACCAAAGGCAUUACCGCCGUCUCCGCCAUUGUUUUUGCAUUCUCCGGCACACCGGGAUUCUUUUCCAUCGUCUCGGAAAUGCGCGAACCUCGCCAGUUUACGAAAGCUGUGAUGGCCUGCCAGGCCGGUGUAACUCUUAUCUAUAUUAUCAUUGGUGUCGUGGUCUACUACUACUGUGGAUCGUAUGUCUCAUCGCCAGCGCUCGGGUCGGCCGGUGGAACCGUCAAGCAGAUCUCCUACGGAUUCGCCUUGCCCGGGUUAAUUGUUACAUUGACAAUUGUGUCUCAUAUUCCCGCAAAAUACAUCUUCCUCCACCUCCUCCGGGGCUCAAAACACCUGACCCGCAACACGCCGACGCACUGGAUCUGCUGGCUGAGCUGUACCUUUGGUAUUGCCGUCAUUGCAUAUAUCAUUGCCAGUGUGAUCCCUGUCUUCGACUCCCUGGUCUCCCUGAUCGGUGCGCUACUGGGCCCACUCAUGUGUUUCCAGACAAUGGGUGGCAUGUGGCUCUACGAUAACUGGUCAAAUACCGCCAGGACCAAGAAGUGGUAUGCGAUGGUCUGUUUCAGUAUCUUCGUGAUCGUUUCUGGAACCUUUCUCAUGGUUGCCGGGACGUACGGGUCGGUGGUUGGGAUUAUUGAUACGUACAACUCGAGUGGAGGUUCGGCUGCCUUCUCCUGUGCGGAUAACUCGAACUCUGUGUGA